Molecule: messenger RNA, 1680 nt
Organism: Orycteropus afer afer
Lineage: Eukaryota; Metazoa; Chordata; Mammalia; Tubulidentata; Orycteropodidae
Gene: JRK
Product: Jrk helix-turn-helix protein
Exons: 1
Coding region: 1-1680 (559 amino acids)
Cellular component (GO): nucleus
Molecular function (GO): DNA binding
Source: RefSeq, a predicted model, not a curated record
AUGGCCGCCCAGCCGCCGGCCGGGAAGGGCCGGGGGGAGAAGCGGAAGAGGGUGGUGCUGACCCUGAAGGAGAAGAUCGACAUCUGCGCCCGCCUGGAGAGGGGCGAGAACCGGAAGGCGCUGAUGCGGGAGUACAACGUGGGCAUGUCCACGCUGUACGACAUCAGGGCCCACAAGGCGCAGCUGCUGCGCUUCGUCGCCAGCGCCGACUGCAACCAGGCGCUGCAGCGGCGGCGCACACUGCACACGCCCAAGCUGGAGCACCUGGACCGCGUGCUGUACCAGUGGUUCCUGGUGAAGCGCGCCGAGGGCGUGCCCGUCUCGGGCCCCAUGCUCAUCGAGAAGGCCAGGGACCUGUACGGGCAGAUGCAGCUCACCGAGCCCUGUGUCUUCUCCGGCGGCUGGCUCUGGCGCUUCAAGGCCAGGCACGGCAUCAAGAGGCUGGACACGGCCAGCGAGAAGCAGGCGGCCGACCGCCAGGCGGCCGAGCAGUUCUGCGGGUUCUUCCGAAGCCUGGUGGCCGAGCACGGGCUGUCCCCUGAGCAGCUGUACAACGCGGACGAGACGGGCCUCUUCUGGCGCUGCCUGCCCCGUCCGGCCCCGGAGGCGGAGCCCGGGCCCGGCUUCAAGCAGAGCAAGGACCGCCUCACAGUCCUCAUGUGUGCCAACGCCGCAGGCUCCCACAGGGUCAAGCCCCUGGUGGUCGGCAGGUGCGGCAGCCCGCGGGCGCUGAAGGGCAUCCAGCACCUGCCCGUGGCCUACCAGGCGCAGGGCCGCGCCUGGGUGGACCAGGAGAUGCUCUCCGACUGGUUCCACCGUGUCUUCGUGCCCUCCGUGAAGGAGCACUUCCGGGCGGUGGGCUUGCCCGAGGAUGGCAAAGCCAUCUUGCUGCUGGACCACUCGCGGGCCCACCCGCCCGAGGCUGCGUUGGUGUCUGACAACAUCUUCACCGUCUUCCUGCCUGCCGGCGUGGCCUCUCUGAUCCAGCCCAUGGACCAGGGCGUCCGGCAGGCCUUCAUGAGGGGCUUUGUCAGCCCGCCCGUCCCCCUGCAGGACUUCCACAGUCGCUACGGCAUCCACGAUGCCGUCUUCCACGUGGCCUGCGCGUGGGGGGCCGUCCCGAGCUCCGUUCUGCGGCGCGCGUGGAGGAAGCUGUGGCCAGCUGCCGUGUUCACCACCGGCUCCUCCUCGGAGGAUGAGGCCACGGCGUGCUCGCAGACCCCGCCCCAGGGCAAGACGGUCGCCCACAUCAUCGAGCUCAUGGAGGACGGCCCGCCGCCCACAGGCAGCAGGCUCCACAGAAGCACGGGGGGAGACGGGCCGGGGCCCGGGAAGCGCGACGGACGAGGCGUGGGCCCCGCGGAGCCGGUCCCGGCCGACUGGGAGGCGGGAGAGGCCGGGGGUGCCGGCCCAGGGGACGGGGGCGGAGAGGGCACCUGGGACAAGGCCGCUGCCUCCUUUGACGUCAUCCUUGACUUUGCGGAAGGGCAGCCGUGCUUCACCCCCCAGGAGCUGGGCCAGCUGCACGUGCUGUAUGCGGUCUUCGUGAGGGAGAGGCAGGCGAGGAGGAAGCUGGGGGCUGCGGUCAAGACAGAGGGGCCCCAGGAGUGCUCCGGGCCCUGCGUGGCCCCCACAGCCCCCUCCCUGCCGUCCACGUCGUUGGUGCAUGGUGACAGCUGA